AUGGCACCAGCCUCACUGCCGGAGAACAAAGCCUUGCUACCAAACAGCAACACCAAAAGAGGGUCUGGCACAGCGAAUGACCCGAAAGCUGCUCAAGGAGCAAGCGAUCAGCGCAGAGACAAGCGAAUCUUUAUAAACCGCACUCUUAUAUGCAUCGUUGUACCCCCUGCAAUUCUAGCAUACUUCAUAUGGACGUAUCUGACGUGGCUACGACCCGGAAGCAACGUCGCACUUGGUACAAGCGGAGUCGUUCCCAAUGCCCAAUAUGUUUGGUGGUCUUGGUUCGUCAUUGGUACCUUUGGGCUGAACAUCUCCAACUACUGCCUUGCAGGGCUGGAACCAGCCUUGUUGGAUGCAUACUUUGCGAGAGCUAAUGCCAACAACGAGAAAUUGAUUUACCACCUCGACAAGUCAUGGAGUACGAUCGUUGCUUGGAAGAUCGUCGUAAGGUGUCUCUGGGAUGCACUUGCAAACUGCAAGUGGCUUCGAGGGACCCCAGCAAGCUCAGAAACCCCAGCAAAGAGCAAGAAGCCGAUGCCAAGUAGGGUGUGGGUGAUAUUGUUCUGUCUCAGCGUCCUGUCCUGGACGUUUGUGUUGUCCGGUUUGGCCAUGAGCGUGACGACGGAGUUUGUUCGAGGCCAAAGUGCAAAUGCCCGAGUUCUCGGAGUCAAUGAAACAACCAUGAACACUCGGAACCCACCAACGGUAUUGGAUGCGGCGUAUCAAGGUUGGCGGUACGGGACUCCGGCGCAGAUCCCGAGUUGGGGAUCCCUCUACACCGAGUCGGGAAGCACACUCCUGACCAAUUCAUCCACACCCAAUACGCUCCCUGCGGAUGCCAGCCAGGGAAUUUUCCUGGCCCCGCAAGCUGCAAUGCCUGUUGUGGGCUCGGCCUGGGGUCUGCUACUCAAGUAUAGUUGCACCCCUGUCUACCACAUGGACGAGUUCAGCAUCUUAAACUAUCGGAUCAAUUCGACCAGCCCACGCUAUGUGACUAACUACACCGCCGUGCCUGCUGAUUUCGAGUUUAUGAAUUUCGGCAAUGACACGGCCGGGUUGUACUACGCCAAUGCCCUGGGGAAUGCUAAUUUCUACUAUGACCUGGACAUACUGUUUGGACCGUGGGCCGCCAGCCCUUCGAUCAACGUGUUGAGCCAAUUACCGACGUACGGCGGUGAUGGCACAAGUUUGAAUGCACUCGGCUUUGCAGAAAUUGGCCUCAUCCGAGGCAUCGAAGACCUCGAAGACCUCAGUCCCAGUGCAGGCGUCGGCUACAGCCUGUACCCAUUUCCGGACCAGGAUGGGAACCUUCAGCCGAGUUACAAUGGAUUGGAGGACGUGGACUUCUUGGAGAUCCUUCUGUGGCAGGGUGCAUAUGACAACAAAAUUUCCAAAUGCAAGUCCUCCUCGGUGGCCGGCCGUGCUGACAUCAAUGGGCUUACUGGCACAUUCAGCGACUUUAGUCGUGCCGACUCGAAGGCUUCUUACUUGGUCGACGUCCCUCGACUCGGCAUUGGAAUGCCGGCCAUGCUUCUCCCGGGCAUCAGAAGCAAUGCUUCAUAUGACAUAUACAAUUUUUCCUCUCUCACAACACCACUGCCAGUGGAAUACUACCCUGGGGGGCAAGAGUACAAACUGAUGGGGACCGAUAUCGAGUGGUUAGAGCCAUUGUUUACGGCAGCGGACACGCCUGUUGAAUUGAACCUCACAGGUUUUGUCACGUACACGAGACUGAUGCAGCGUGCCGAUCUCCAGCGUGCGCUUGAGGAGGCAUACAAGCACUAUGCGCUGGCGCUCAUGUUCUACGGCCAGGAAAACACGGUGGAUGAAUGGCCCAACCCCACGCUGAAUCCAACGGUGAAGCGGCCCAUUCUUGUCGACGGCGGAGGUGUUCCUCCACUGCUCGUUCUUGUACUUUUUUCUAUCUGGGCGUCCGGCUGCCUGGUUCUGGGGCUUGCCUACGGUCUUCGGAAAAGGCACAGCGCCACUUUUGACACGCUUGCCUUUUAUCAUCAGUUUCGCGAGCUCCGAAAAGCUGACCGUGAGCACAUCUUGGGGCUGUCGUCUUGA
Fonsecaea pedrosoi CBS 271.37 is the source of this 2070-nucleotide messenger RNA. RefSeq lists its product as uncharacterized. The transcript is spliced from 3 exons. NCBI's taxonomy places the organism in Eukaryota, Fungi, Ascomycota, Eurotiomycetes, Chaetothyriales, Herpotrichiellaceae. The record is from RefSeq and is a predicted model, not a curated record. Bases 1 to 2070 code for a protein of 689 amino acids.